Eriocheir sinensis (Chinese mitten crab) is the source of this 1279-nucleotide messenger RNA. RefSeq names its product lysozyme-like. The record is from RefSeq and is a predicted model, not a curated record. Gene Ontology annotation, molecular function: lysozyme activity. The transcript is spliced from 3 exons. Lineage: Eukaryota; Metazoa; Arthropoda; Malacostraca; Decapoda; Varunidae. The coding region runs from base 72 to 497 and encodes 141 amino acids.
CUCCUGUAAGUGUUAUUUAAGGGCUACCGUUGUCUGUAACCUCACUGUCCCCAUACCGACACCAAAGAGCCAUGAUGCGUGUGAUCUGCCUGCUGCUGCUGGCCGGCCUGGCUGCCGCUGACCCGCUGGAGGACGAUUGCCUCGCCUGCAUGUGCUACGUUUCAAGCGAUGGAUGCGUCAUGAAUGACCCGCCGUGCAUGAAGACAGGGGACGGAGAGUACGACGAGGUGUGCGGCCCUUGGGCCAUCACCUACUGGUACUGGUACGACGGCGGAGAGCUGCUGGGCGACUUUUACACGUGCGCGGCUGACUGGACCUGUAACGAGCUCACGGUGAGGGCUUACCUGAACCGAUACGUGACCGCCGAUGAUGCCACGUGUGAGACCUACGCCAGGACGCACGUCGGUGGACCCUCGGGAUCCACCGCGGAUUACACACUCCCCUACUGGGAUGAUGUGGAGAAGUGCCUCAUGAAUAACACAAUGCCUCUCCGUUAGUAUGUACUGAGACCUCAAACACGCCACCCCUCAUAACACACCGAAUAACACCGAUCAGCCACACAAGAAUAGACGAGAAAGAAACUACAAAGGGGAGGCCGCUGCAAAGACUAUCUCUCCUGGGCAUCAACUGGACUGGAAGAAACCAUAUCACACAUCAGGCAAACGUCUCCUUCUCAGUAUAAGCACCUAUUAUAAUCCUCAUGACAGUUCGGUGGCCUUCAUGCACCUAUAUUUUUUCCUGUCUCAAAAUUCAGCUGCCGUUUUAAAUUUUACGGUUUUGUGUUACGUGAGAAAUGUCUAUAUAUGCACACAGUCGGGGUUAAAUAAUUUUGUAUGGUUAAUAUUAGGGCUCUUAAGCAUACAUGUUUCUUUUUUUAGUUUUACCUUCCUCUCGUGUCCCAUGCAGCCUUGAGGAAAUGCUUAUUCAGUUAGCGAGGGUUGAGGAACUGAACCCUUUCUUAAGUCCGUCCCCCAGUCUGUUUUGUACUUUGAAUUAAUUAAGAUGUUACUGAGGAAAUGCCUAAACAGUUAGCGAGGGUUGAGGAACUGAACCCUUUCUUAAGUCCGUCCCCCAGUCUGUUUUGUACUUUGAAUUAAUUAAGAUGUUACUGAGGAAAUGCCUAAACAGUUAGCAAGGGUUGAGGGACUUGCCGGCACACCAACAAACCAGUUAUGGCGGACUGCAUGCUGGCUAGGAAAGCACAGUGUCUUGUUACAGUUGUUCCGUUCCAUGAUUCCUAUGUCUGCAAAUGUCUGCGUUAAUAAAAAAAUAUCCAAAG